GCCAAGGGCACAGUCUCCUCCCCUCCCAUCCCCUGUCUGCAGUGCAGGCUAGGCUACAGCCACCAAGCUCAGCGGCGGCGCUGGCCAUGGAGAUGGAGCCGGCCGGCCCUAGUGCCAAGAGAAUGCGGCUGAUGGGGCGGGACAUCCACGAAUCGCAGCUGGCGCCCGCGGGGAGAGCCCGACACCCGCCGCCGCCGCCGGGAGCAGGGGGGGAGGGCGAAGGACCGCCGGACCGCAUCAGCGACCUUCCCGACGCGAUCCUCGGUGAGAUAAUCUUCCUCCUCCCCACCAAGGAGGCCGCCCGCACCCAAGCCCUCGCGUCCCGGUGGCGCCACCUCUGGCGCGCCGCCCCUCUCAACCUCGACUGCCGUGGCCUCCCCACCAACCUCCCCGGCGCCAUAAUCUCCGCCCACGGGGGCCCCGUCCACCGCCUCUGCCUCCCGUCGCUCCUCCUCCAGUGCAGGGCCGACGUCGCAGUCACCUGGCUUCAAUCCCCCACCCUGGACAAGCUACAGGAGCUCGAGUUCUACCUAGCGCUGCCAAUAACAUACAGAUUUUCCUUCUCGAGGUUACAGCUGCUGCAACCACCACCGCCGUCCAUCUUCCGCUUCUCGUCCACUCUCCAGGCCGCCACCAUCAGCCAGUGCCAUCUCCCGGACAAUACUGUGGAGACGCUUCAGUUUCCCCUGCUCAAGAAGCUUGCACUCGUGGAGGUCAAGAUCUCGGAGGGCUCGCUGCACACCAUCAUCACCUCCGGCUGCCCUGCCCUGGAAUGCCUGUUGCUCAGGACUAGUUUUGGCAUCCAUGGCCUGAGGAUCAACUCCCCUAUCCUUAAAAGUAUAGGCGUUCAUUCUUGCUUCGUAGAGCUCAUCAUUCAGGAUGCCCCUUCGCUUGAAAGGUUGCUCUAUCUGAGAAUGGAUAUGAGAAUGCAAGUGUCAGUAAUCUCCGCACCUAGACUGGCGACCUUGGGUUACAUUUCUCAGGAUUCACGGGACUCCAAAGUCAUGUUUGGCUCCACAGUUAUUCAGACAUUGCGCGUUGUUAGCCUGACAACGCUGGUGCGUAAUGUCAAGAUCUUGGCCGUCCAUAUGAGUUUUGAUCUGGAUAUGGUUAUUGACUUGAUGAAAUGCUUUGUAUGCUUGGAGAAGUUGUAUAUGAAGAUUCAGACAGAUUCACCAGCAGGAACAAAUUUCUGGCGGCAUAAACAUCGGAAUUUUCUCACAUCCCAUGAGAUUCGUUUGAAGACCAUAGUGCUGGGAUAUUACCGAGGCAUCCAGGCACAAGUUAACUUUGUCACAUUCUUUAUACUGAACGCGAGACUGCUAGAGUCCAUCCGACUUGAGGUUGAUUCCAGGGAUUACAAUGACAGAUUUUUUGCAGAACAAUGUAGGAUGCUUCAGAUGGAGAAGAGGGUUUCUAGAGGUGCUCAGCUUUGUGUUACAACAGGUUAUCACCAUGAUGUUUCGAGUACCGCUGGUCUCAAUGAUUUGGAUUUGGUCGAUCCGUUCGCAUGUAGAUGUUGAGAGUUGGUCUGGCCCCUAGUGGAGUAAUUCUGGCGUAUCUCUUUCUGUGUUUUGCCCAAGCUUGACUAGUCCUCUCAUAUUGUCCACUGGAGCGCCUCCCAAAUUGUUCCAUUUGCAGUGCAGAUUGUACAGUGUAUCCUGAAUGUCUAUUGGGAAGCACAAGCUUUUACUGGAUUUACCCAGUUUGUAUGUAUCUGAGUUUGCAUAAAGCAAGUGUUAUGUUGGUUCUUUCCAGUGUCUGUUCUGCUGUAUAACUAGGAGUAUUGAGGUAAUUAAUUAUUGAUCGCUCGCAACUUCAGAGAUUUUGACCAA
Messenger RNA from Hordeum vulgare subsp. vulgare (domesticated barley), 1835 nucleotides. Its product is annotated as putative FBD-associated F-box protein At5g56440. Bases 87 to 1523 code for a protein of 478 amino acids. NCBI's taxonomy places the organism in Eukaryota, Viridiplantae, Streptophyta, Magnoliopsida, Poales, Poaceae. The transcript has 3 exons. The record is from RefSeq and is a predicted model, not a curated record. Gene Ontology annotation, molecular function: protein binding.